AUGGCAGCUGCAAGUUCAACGCAGCCAUCUUUAUAUCAGCAUUAUUUCACUGGACAUCUUUCGAGUAAUUCAUCGAUUACUGUAAACAACGUUACAAGCUUGAGUUCAGAAGCAAAAAGUGCUGCUUGUAGUAGUCCGGUCACUAGACAGAAGCUUAAUGAAGAUUCCGGAAUGAAUGUAAGAAAUGGAAGGACCGAAGACGGUUCAUGGACAAACAAUUUGGCUGCGACAAGUUUCAUGCCAUCGUCAACUGAUGGUCAAAAUAGUUGUUGUUCAGUUGGCAAUUACGGUGGAUGGAGUAGUGAUUACAUAUCCAAUUCUGACCGUUACACUUCGCAAAAAACAAUUCCUACAACAUCGAAAAGGCGAAAGUCGGAAAUGACGACUGCAACAGCUGUCGGAAAUCCAGAACCAAAUCCCGUGAUUCCACGGUUUACUGAUUCACAGGGUUCUUCCAGUUCACAAGCUUUACAUCAGUCGGAAUGUGAGUCUCAUCCUCGACCUACAAGUAGUCGAAAGAGACAUUCAGAUACUUACCAGUUCAAACCUCCCUUCAGUAGUCCUUAUUUGAGAACGCCUGAACGAUCAUGGAAAAAUUUGCUUCCAUGUUCAUAUUCAAUGCCAAUGCCGACUGGUGAAACGUUGUCUGCCGCUCAGUUUGGACCGCUGAAUUGUCGUGUUGAUAAUUCAUUGUUAGUUUUGACGAAAAAAUUCAUGCAAUUGCAACCUCAAGCAAAUGAAGAUGGAUUACUGAAUCUGAAUGAAGCAGCUAUGCGGUUAGGCGUGCAGAAGCGACGUCUUUAUGAUAUAACGAAUGUGUUGGAAGGAAUUGAUAUGAUUGAGAAAAUGGGGAAGAACAGUAUACGAUGGAAGAGCAAUGAUGAAAUUGGUUCACGUGGAAUUGAAGCACAAAGGCUUAAGGAGGAGAUUAAAAGUUUAGAUAAAUAUGAACAAUCAUUGGAUGAAUUGAUUACAAGUAUUGAGAAUGCGCUGAAAUUAGCUAAAGAAGAUCCAACCGAUCGUGUGUACAGUUAUGUGAAAUACGCCGAUCUUCGCAUGUUGCCGGGAAUGUCUGAUCAGACACUGAUAGCAAUCAAAGCUCCUAAGGACUCAUACUCGUCCAUCGAUGUAACAGAUCCAGUGGAAACAGGAAAAUUCGAAAUAAUGAUCAGGAAUUCGCAAAAGGAAGCGCUAGAGGCCUAUCUUUGCCCACAUCUUUCACCAAAAAACGAACAGUUUCAUAUGCAGAAAGAAGAACCACAUGACGCUUUGGCACAAGAAGAGCGGCCAAAUUGGUCUGAACAGUCGACAAACAAUGUAUUUCAAGAAAUCAGUGGAGAUGCAGAGCAAGUUCCAAUUCCAGGACCAAGUAACGACAAUAACGCCAGUAUUUUACCCGUUAAUACAUUGAGUAAUUUCUACGCUCCACGAAAUUUACAUACCUCUCCGCUGAAAAUGGUUGUUGAAGGCCCUUCACAGCAAGGAGUUUCAAGUUCAAAUACCGAGGAAACAGCAGCAAAUUCAUAUGGUUUGCUAAGUUUGGAUCCGGUGGAUGAAAGUGAACCGUAUAUGUAUAGUAUUGGUGAACAGGAAUCAAUUCAAACUUUAUACGAUUGGCCGUAA
This is a messenger RNA of Brugia malayi, 1623 nucleotides long. It is a transcript of the gene Bma-efl-2, whose product is annotated as transcription factor E2F3, putative. Gene Ontology annotation, molecular function: DNA-binding transcription factor activity, RNA polymerase II-specific; protein dimerization activity; RNA polymerase II cis-regulatory region sequence-specific DNA binding. Gene Ontology annotation, cellular component: RNA polymerase II transcription regulator complex. The coding region runs from base 1 to 1623 and encodes 540 amino acids. The record is from RefSeq and is a predicted model, not a curated record. Gene Ontology annotation, biological process: regulation of transcription by RNA polymerase II. Lineage: Eukaryota; Metazoa; Nematoda; Chromadorea; Rhabditida; Onchocercidae. The transcript is spliced from 14 exons.